This is a messenger RNA of Salpingoeca rosetta, 276 nucleotides long. RefSeq lists its product as uncharacterized. The transcript is spliced from 4 exons. The record is from RefSeq and is a predicted model, not a curated record. Lineage: Eukaryota; Choanoflagellata; Craspedida; Salpingoecidae. Bases 1 to 276 code for a protein of 91 amino acids.
AUGGCUCACCAAACCAGUCCUCGCAAGCGGUUGCUCGACGAUGAGGACGACGACACAUCCAUCUUCAUCGAUGAUCCCAACCUUGCGUAUGAGGACAGAGUACACGGCGCCUCCUCCGGAAUCGACAAUCUGCUGGCCACGGGCACACACAUCCUUCGCGACCUGGCUGAACAGGAUGAAACCAUGAAGGUGAGCAACGCCCGUGCCGCCCUUGCUAGCGUGCCGUCCUUGCUGUCAGAAUACAACGGCGGCUGCUUGACGUGGGCCAUCGCCUAG